Messenger RNA from Drosophila takahashii, 1620 nucleotides. It is a transcript of the gene Cyp309a2, whose product is annotated as Cytochrome P450 309a2. Lineage: Eukaryota; Metazoa; Arthropoda; Insecta; Diptera; Drosophilidae. The record is from RefSeq and is a predicted model, not a curated record. Gene Ontology annotation, molecular function: monooxygenase activity; iron ion binding; heme binding.
AUGCUCCCCGAGAGUCGCAGCUUCGGCUUCCCUCCGUUCGAUCAGUAUUGGUCGAGAGGCGGAGGAACCUGCAGCAACAAGAGGCGCGGAAAUAUGUACAUCCUAGUAUCGUUGGUCCUGAUCCUCCUGCACCUGCUGCUGCUGCCCAUCUACUUGUAUCUCACCUGGCACCACAAAUACUGGCGCAAGCGCGGUCUGAUCACAGCCCGUCCAUUGACCCUGCUGGGCACUUAUCCCGGUUUGCUCACCAGGAAGAGCAAUUUGGUCGAGGAUGUGCAGAAGAUCUACGACAAAUACAAGGGCAAACAUCGAGCUGUGGGCGUUUUUGUAACCCGUCAGCCGCAAAUUCUGGUUCUCGAUCCGGAAUUGGCCCAUGAAGUGCUGGUCGGCAAUUUUCGCUGCUACAAGGACUCGCUGACCAGUUCGUAUAUAAGGCAUGCCAAAUGGGACAAGUACGCCCGGCGUAAUCCAUUCUGGGCAUCGGGACGAUCCUGGCGGAGUCUUCCCUCAGAUGCUCAGGCGGGACUAACGGGAAAUCGCCUAAAACAGGCCUAUAACAUCUGGGAGCAGGGUGGAAAAAUGCUUACAGACUAUAUGACCCAGCAGGUGACGGAGAAAAAUAAUAUCCUAGAGACCAGAGAUCUCUGCUUUCGCUAUACGGCCCAUGUAAUGGCUGAUUUCAUCUGGGGCAUCGAUGCUGGAACCCUAACACGACCCUUGGAGCAGCCCAAUAAAGUGCAAGAGAUGGCCAGCAAGUGGACCAGUUAUUGCUUCUAUAUGCUAUCUAUUUUUAUGGCCUCCAUUGUGGCACCCUGCAGUCGCCUGCUGCUGCGUUUCCGUUUCUAUCCCAAGGAAACCGAUGAGUUUUUCUCCAAUCUAACCAAGGAAUCGAUUGAGUUGCGACUGAAGGGCGGUGGUGAUUCCCCGCGAACGGAUUAUCUGUCACAUUUGCUACAGCUUCGUGACCAAAAACAGGCCAGCCACGAUGAUCUGGUGGGUCAUGCGUUGACUGUGAUGCUAGAUGGAUACGAUACCACGGGAACGGCUCUCCUCCAUGCUCUAUACUAUUUGGCUGAGAAUCCGACUGUUCAGCAGAAGCUGCGAAAGGAAAUCCUCAACAGUGUGGAAUCAGAAAAGAAUCUUGACUUUGACAAGCUAAGUUCUUUGCCCUAUUUGGAGCAAGUUGUCUACGAAUCUCUUCGACUCAGCAGUUUGAUACCGCAGUAUACAAAAGUCUGUACAUUUCCCACCAUUAUUCAGCUAAAUGAAUUUAAACGUCUGGAUGUUGAAGAUGGCAUGACGAUCAUGAUUCCGAACUAUCAGUUUCAUCAUGAUAAACAAUACUUCCCCGAUCCCGACGCCUUUAAACCCGAACGUUUUGAUAAUGGUGCAUAUCAGGAAUUAAUGAGGAAGGGUAUAUUUCUUCCGUUCAGUGAUGGUCCGCGUAUUUGCAUGGGCAUUCCAUUGGCUUUACUGACCUUGAAAUCAGCUAUAGUUCACAUUCUCAGCGACUUUCAAGUGGUGCGCGGAAAGGAACGAUUGACUCCCAAGGGAGAUUCCGGAUUUGGAGUCGUUCUGCAGGGAGAUGUUAACCUGGAAUACCGGCGGUUUUUGAGAUAG